Ficedula albicollis (Collared flycatcher) is the source of this 3354-nucleotide messenger RNA. It is a transcript of the gene XPO7, whose product is annotated as exportin 7. The record is from RefSeq and is a predicted model, not a curated record. Gene Ontology annotation, biological process: protein export from nucleus. Gene Ontology annotation, cellular component: cytoplasm; nuclear pore. Gene Ontology annotation, molecular function: small GTPase binding; nuclear export signal receptor activity. Lineage: Eukaryota; Metazoa; Chordata; Aves; Passeriformes; Muscicapidae. The transcript is spliced from 27 exons.
AUGGGCAUGGGAAAAAUCAAGGUGGAAAUGGAGAAAUUCAAAUUGCCCAAACAUUCCCCAAAAACAUGGAAUUCCCAUGGAUUGAUAAAUCACAAGUGGCAGCUGCUGCUGGGGAGGGGCAGCUCCUCCUACUCGCAGCUGCUGGCAGCCACCUGCCUUACCAAGCUGGUGUCCCGCACCAACAACCCCCUGCCCCUGGAGCAGCGCGUGGACAUCCGGAAUUACGUGCUGAACUACCUGGCCACGCGGCCCAAGCUGGCGACGUUCGUGACGCAGGCGCUGAUCCAGCUCUACGCCAGGAUCACCAAGCUGGGCUGGUUCGACUGCCAGAAGGACGAGUACGUCUUCAGGAACGUCAUCAACGAUGUCACCAGGUUCCUGCAGGACAGUGUAGAGCACUGCAUCAUAGGAGUGACAAUCCUGUCCCAAUUAACAAAUGAAAUUAAUCAAGCAGACACGAGCCACCCCCUGACCAAGCACCGGAAAAUCGCCUCCUCCUUCCGCGACUCCUCGCUCUUCGACAUCUUCACCCUGUCCUGCAGCCUGCUCAAACAGGCUUCUGGGAAGAACCUGAACCUGAACGAUGAGAGCCAGCACGGGCUGCUGAUGCAGCUGCUCAAGCUCACCCACAACUGCCUGAACUUCGACUUCAUCGGCACCUCCACGGACGAGUCCUCGGACGACCUGUGCACGGUGCAGAUCCCCACCAGCUGGAGAUCAGCAUUCUUGGAUUCCUCGACCCUUCAGUUGUUUUUUGAUCUUUAUCAUUCCAUCCCUCCUUCGUUUUCUCCUCUGGUUUUGUCGUGCUUGGUGCAGAUCGCCUCCGUGCGCCGCUCGCUGUUCAACAACGCCGAGCGCGCCAAGUUCCUGUCCCACCUGGUGGAUGGAGUGAAACGGAUCCUGGAGAACCCCCAGAGUUUGUCAGACCCCAACAAUUACCACGAGUUCUGCCGGCUGCUGGCGCGGUUGAAAAGCAAUUACCAGCUGGGAGAGCUGGUGAAGGUGGAGAACUACCCCGAGGUGAUCCGGCUGAUCGCCAACUUCACCGUCACCAGCCUGCAGCACUGGGAAUUCGCCCCCAACAGCGUGCACUACCUGCUGAGCCUGUGGCAGCGCCUGGCUGCCUCGGUGCCCUACGUCAAGGCCACGGAGCCGCACAUGCUGGAGACGUACACGCCCGAGGUGACCAAAGCCUACAUCACCUCCCGCCUGGAGUCCGUGCACAUCAUCCUCAGGGAUGGCCUGGAGGACCCUCUGGAGGACACGGGGCUGGUGCAGCAGCAGCUGGACCAGCUCUCCACCAUCGGCCGCUGCGAGUACGAGAAGACGUGCGCGCUGCUGGUGCAGCUCUUCGACCAGGCUGCCCAGUCCUACCAGGAGCUGCUGCAGAGCGCCAGCGCCAGCCCCAUGGACCUGGCCGUGCAGGAGGGCCGCCUGACGUGGCUGGUGUACAUCAUCGGCGCGGUCAUCGGCGGCCGGGUGUCGUUUGCCAGCACGGACGAGCAGGACGCCAUGGACGGGGAGCUGGUCUGCAGGGUGCUGCAGCUGAUGAACCUGACGGACUCGCGGCUGGCGCAGGCGGGCAAUGAGAAGCUGGAGCUGGCCAUGCUCAGCUUCUUCGAGCAGUUCCGCAAGAUCUACAUCGGGGACCAGGUGCAGAAAUCCUCCAAGCUGUACCGGAGGCUCUCGGAGGUGCUGGGGCUGAACGAUGAGACCAUGGUGCUGAGCGUCUUCAUUGGCAAGAUCAUCACCAACCUGAAGUACUGGGGUCGCUGUGAGCCCAUCACCUCCAAGACUCUGCAGCUGCUCAACGACCUCUCCAUUGGGUACAGCAGCGUGCGGAAGCUGGUGAAGCUCAGCGCCGUGCAGUUCAUGCUCAACAACCACACGAGCGAGCACUUUUCCUUCCUGGGCAUCAACAACCAGUCCAACCUGACGGACAUGCGCUGCCGCACCACCUUCUACACGGCCCUGGGCCGCCUCCUCAUGGUGGAUUUAGGGGAGGACGAGGAUCAGUACGAGCAGUUCAUGCUGCCCCUCACCGCUGCCUUCGAGACCGUGGCUCAGAUGUUCAGCACCAACUCCUUCAACGAGCAGGAGGCCAAGCGCACGCUGGUGGGGCUGGUGCGGGACCUGCGCGGCAUCGCCUUCGCCUUCAACGCCAAGAGCAGCUUCAUGAUGCUCUUCGAGUGGAUUUACCCCUCGUACAUGCCCAUCCUGCAGAGAGCCAUCGAGCUCUGGUACCACGACCCCGCCUGCACCACGCCCGUCCUCAAACUCAUGGCUGAGCUGGUCCACAACAGAUUUUGGAUGGGGAUGGAUUUUCAGUCCUGGGGUGGUUUGGAAGCCCUGGCACGGUGACCCCAACCGGGAAUUCCUGCAGGGAAUCGCAUCCUGACGCUGGGGGAGGUGCCCAAGGACCAGGUGUACGCGCUGAAGCUGAAGGGAAUCUCCAUCUGCUUCUCCAUGCUGAAGGCGGCGCUGAGCGGCAGCUACGUCAACUUCGGCGUCUUCCGGCUCUACGGCGACGACGCGCUGGACAACGCGCUGCAGACCUUCAUCAAGCUGCUGCUGUCCAUCCCCCACAGCGACCUGCUGGAUUAUCCCAAACUGAGCCAAUCCUAUUAUUCCCUGCUGGAAGUGCUGACCCAGGACCACAUGAACUUCAUCGCCAGCCUGGAGCCCCACGUGAUCAUGUACAUCCUGUCCUCCAUCUCCGAGGGGCUCACCGCGCUCGACACCAUGGUGUGCACGGGCUGCUGCUCCUGCCUGGACCACAUCGUCACCUACCUGUUCAAGCAGCUCUCGCGCAGCACCAAGAAGAGAUCGACGCCGCUGGCGCAGGAGAGCGAUCGCUUCCUGCACAUCAUGCAGCAGCACCCCGAGAUGAUCCAGCAGAUGCUCUCCACGGUGCUGAACAUCAUCAUCUUCGAGGACUGCCGGAACCAGUGGUCCAUGAGCCGGCCCCUGCUCGGCCUCAUCCUGCUCAACGAGAAGUACUUCUCGGACCUGCGGAACAGCAUUGUGAACAGCCAGCCCCCCGAGAAGCAGCAGGCCAUGCACCUGUGCUUCGAGAACCUGAUGGAGGGCAUCGAGCGCAACCUGCUCACCAAGAACAGGGACAGGUUCACCCAGAACCUGUCGGCGUUCCGGAGGGAGGUCAACGACUCCAUGAAGAACUCGAGCUACGGCGUCAACAGCAACGACAUGAUGAGCUGACACUGCCAGCCAGGAGCAUCCCCAAAAUCCCCAGGGAGGAGGGAGCAGCAGGUUCAGCUCACCUGGGCAGGUGUUUUUCCCAUGGGGAAGGGACAGAAUCCAGGUGCAGGAAUUCCAAGGUGUUGUCUCUCUCUU